Odocoileus virginianus texanus is the source of this 862-nucleotide messenger RNA. RefSeq names its product keratin-associated protein 13-1-like. Lineage: Eukaryota; Metazoa; Chordata; Mammalia; Artiodactyla; Cervidae. The record is from RefSeq and is a predicted model, not a curated record.
CCAUCGAAACUCACAUCACCUGCGAAGAUGUCCUACAACUGCUGCUCUGGAAACUUCUCCUCCCGCUCCCUCCGGAACCACCUGCGCUAUUCAGGCGCCUCCUGUGGCUCCUCCUUCCCCAGCAACCUGGUCUACAGCGCCGACCUCUGCCCUCGCAGCUCCUGCCAGCUGGACUCCUCUCUCUACAGCCAGGAGACCUGCUGUGAGCCCAUCAGGACACAGACUGUGUUGUCCAGUCCCUGCCAGACGUCCUGCUACCGCCCGAGGACCUCCACGUUCUUCAGUCCCUGCCAGACGACUUGCUCUGGGUCUCUGGGCUUCGGUUCCAGUAAUUUUCAAUCUGUUGGUCAUGUCUUCCCAUCUCUGGGGUUUGGAUCCGGUGGUUUCCAAUCAGUGGGUCAUAGCCCCAACAUUUUCUCAUCCCUAAGUUGUAGAUCCAGCUUUUACCGUCCGACCUUCUCUUCUAGGAGUGGCCGGUGUCUUUCUUUCCAACCGACCUGUGGAUCUGGCUUCUACUAAUAUCAUACUUGAAUACAAUACCUACUACACCUAGAAUUGUAAUGCGAUACUUCCAAUACUGAGAUCUACAUAUCUGUUGACCUUUUGUUUUACCUUUAGCUUAUAAAUUUGACUUCUCUUGUUACGUACUAUGGAUUAGGAAUAAUUUCAAUACCAGUAACUGAAAAUGUAUUCAUUGAAGAAAGGUGCCAUAACUACUACCUUGUAGCUAUAUAGACAUGUGAUACUGAAGCACAUUUAUUUCCUGUUUAUUUCUCCUGUUAUUUCCCCAAAUGCAUCUAUUUCAAAUUUUACUAGUAGGGAAAACGUUUAAGUUUAAAUAAAGUAUGGUAUAUGACAUCCA